Molecule: messenger RNA, 1248 nt
Organism: Microthlaspi erraticum
Lineage: Eukaryota; Viridiplantae; Streptophyta; Magnoliopsida; Brassicales; Brassicaceae
Source: the annotation of a GenBank genome assembly
AUGGAUAGGAUAAGUCCGUUGCAUGAUGAGCUACUCUUGAAGAUAUUGUCGUUUCUUCCUACUACUAAAGAUGUAAUGGCGACGAUGGUUCUGUCUAAACGGUGGCAGCCGCUUUGGAUGAUGGUGCCAAGACUUGUAUACGAUGAUACUAGCUAUCAAAACGUUGGUUAUGGAAGUUUUCGGCGCUUUGUAGACAGGUCUCUGCUUUUUCACAAGGCUCCAGCUCUUGAAACCUUGCGUUUCAAAGUUACUCAGACCUCUGGGGUUGGAGAUAUUCCGCUGUGGACUAGAGCUGCAGAGAAACACGCUCUGCGUGAGCUGUAUAUCGAAAUCCAUAGCUCUUCUAUUGCAUCUCCGGCCGUACUUCCGAGGAGUUUGUAUGCAGGGUGUAGAAUGCUUGUGAUUUUUGUGGAUGCUGCUUCACCGAUUUCUUUCCCGAUCCUCAAAAUCUUGGAACUUAAAUCCGUGAAGUACCCUGGUGAUGAGUUUGUCAAGAGGUUUCUAUCCAAUUGUCCUGUUCUUGAGGACUUGGUUGUUGAGCAAUGUCCCGGUGAUAAUGUGACCGUUUUCACCGUUAGAGUGCCUUCUCUUGAGAGUUUAUACUUGGAAAAAUCACCAGACAGAGAUAUGAAUGAUGCAGAGGGGUUUGUGAUAGACGCUCCUUCUUUGAAGUACUUGGGCAUUACUGAUACUAUCGGUGGAUUUUGUGUCAUUGAGAAUGAAAUGCCUAAUAUUGUAAAGGCAAAGGUUGAAGCUGAUUACAAGUGUGUUAGCAAUAUUUUGGGUUCGAUAACAUCUGUCAAAUGUCUCCAUUUAUGUUUGCGGUACUCAAAGGAUGUAUAUCCUGUAGGUAGUGUCUUCCACCGUCUGGUACAUUUGAAGAUAUGCACUUGUGAACCAGAGUGGUUGAAUGUAUUUAUUCCUCUGCUCAGGAAUUCCCCUAAACUAAAAUACCUCAAACUCAAACAGUCUCAUACCGCUCCCGACAGACCUCACCCCUGCUGGAUUGAACCGAACUCGAUUCCUGAGUGUUUGUUAACAAGUCUUGAAACUCUGGAAUGGGAUAACUAUGAAGGAGCAGAAGAAGAUAAGGAAGUUGCAACAUUCAUCUUAAGAAACGGAAACUGUUUAAAGAAUGUUGCCGUCUUCUCCUCCACAUCCAUUGACAGCGACGAGAAACUUGAGAUGAUCAAGGAUUUAUCAUAUUGGCCAAGGCGUUCACCUGCCUGUUAUCUAACAUUCGACUGA